Onthophagus taurus is the source of this 1089-nucleotide messenger RNA. RefSeq names its product pupal cuticle protein 20-like. Lineage: Eukaryota; Metazoa; Arthropoda; Insecta; Coleoptera; Scarabaeidae. Gene Ontology annotation, molecular function: structural constituent of chitin-based larval cuticle. The record is from RefSeq and is a predicted model, not a curated record. Gene Ontology annotation, cellular component: chitin-based extracellular matrix.
GGCUCAUCACCUACCCAUCAUCACUUACCCGUUCGCACUUCACCAAAAAUGAAACAGAUUAUUUUAGCGCUGGCUCUUGUGAGUUUGGCGACAUGUGCCAGACUUGAUAGUAAAUAUCUUCCACCUGGACGUGGUGGAGGAGGUGGUGGUGGAGCUUUCCCAGGACCUGGACCUCGACCCGGCCCUAGACCUGGAGCUGGUGGAUUUGGAGGAGGUCCUGGACAAUAUCAAGGAGGAGGAGGAGGAGGAGGAGCUGGUGGAUACCAAGGUGGUGGUGGAGGAGGAAGUGGGGGAGCUGGUGGAUAUCAAGGAGGUGGUGGAAGUGGAGGAGCUGGAGGAUAUCAAGGUGGUGGUGGUGGUGGAGCCGGCGGUUACCAAGGAGGCGGUGGUGGAGGUCCCCAAAUCCCCAUCAUCAGAUACGACAACAGCCCCAAUCAAGGAGAUGGUUCUUAUAACUACGUUUACGAAACCGGAAAUGGAAUUCAAGCUCAAGAACAAGGUUACCAAAAAGGUCCCGAUAACGGUUUUGCGGAAGGAUCAUUCUCAUACACCUCACCAGAUGGUGGACAAUACUCAAUCACCUACACAGCCGACGAAAACGGUUUCCAACCUCAAGGUGCUCACCUCCCGACUCCUCCACCAAUUCCGGAUGAAAUUCAAAGAUCCAUCGAACAAAAUUUAGCUGAUGAAGCACGCGGAGUCGUCGAUGAUGGUCAAUAUCGUGGAGAUGGUGGUGCAGGUGGUGGUUACCAAGGUGGUGGAGGUUAUCAAGGAGGAGCUGGUGGAAGUGGUGGAUAUCAAGGAGGAGCUGGAGGUUAUCAAGGUGGUGGCGGUAGCGGAUUCCAAAGUGGUGGAGGAGCCGGAGGAUAUCAAGGAGGAGCUGGUGCCGGUGGUCACGGUGGCGCUGGAGGAGGUGGUGGAGCAGGUAAUGGAGGCUACAGAUACUAAGAUUACUAAAAAAUGAAGAAAACAAAGAAAAUCUGAUGAUGAUCUGAUGAUAAUGAUGGAAAUAGUCAUAAAGAUAUAAAAAAUGAUGUGUAUAUAGUUUUAAUUUUAUACUUAUCUUAUAAUAAAUUGAUUAAACUUUUU